AUGUCGGAUGAUUGUGACAUUUUGGGACCACUUGGAUUUUCAAUCUAAAUUCUACUGGGUGUGUUUUCAUUCUUUAUUUUGAUUUGUAAUUAACAUCUUAAGUUUAGAUAAAAGAAUUGUUGAAAAACCUAAGAGACAAUGGAAAGUUUGGGGAUUAGAUACAUCAAAACAAGGGUGUUCGUAAGUCUUUGCUCAUUUUCUGAAUGUGGCAUUGGCUAUACAUUUGUCAGGGGAUUCUGAUGAGUGUGUUUGGUAGCUAAGAUUUUAUAAUUAAAAGGUAUUUGGCCACACUGUUAUUGGAUACAACAAUUGGAGUAUUAUUUAGUUAUGUAAUCCUAAAAUUAGUUGAACUUACAUUAGAGCAUUUUUAAAUGGCAGUAAGAUAACAAUCAUUUAGAAUUAUCGUUCAGGAAACUAUUUUUUAAUUAUUAUGCCAGAUGACCAAGUUAAAAAAAAUGAAAUGAAUAAUAAAGAUAAAGUGCCAGCUGGUACUAAUCUCAUCAAGCCUAUAAUUAAAAUUGAUUUAAAAGCAUGGUUCAUUCAAUUAAUUUUGUGGAUACUAGUGGUGUCAAUUGUAAAAAUACAUUUAUUUUAUCAUAGUCUAAAUUCUUCCUUUUUCUGUUGCAAUUAGUCAUCGGUUUCAUUUUAGAGAGCAUUUCUUAGUUCAUAUUGUCUCCAUUUUCAGAUUUGGCAACCUUUAAAUUGAUUAUUGUGAUGUGUAUUAUCCCUGUGUUUAUGAAUGGUUUAUAAGUAAGGAAAUUAAGAUUUAUUUUAGUUUUGGAUUUAAGACAAUUUUCUAAAAAAGACGGAAUUCACAAUACAAGAAAAAAAAUAUGUCUUAAGUGAGAUGUAUGUAGAUGAAGAAUUAACUAACUUUGCUUAAUUAGAUAAUUUUGUUAAUAAUCCAGUAUGUAUAUUCAUCAAAUUUCUGACUUAGGAAGUUAAAAGUGACCACUGCUUAGACAAAUUGCAAAUGGAAAUGGCCAAUGUUGGAGUUGGUGUGCAAUAAAUAACUAAAGGAUACCAAAAGGCAGAUUUUGAGUGA
Messenger RNA from Paramecium octaurelia, 1045 nucleotides. NCBI's taxonomy places the organism in Eukaryota, Ciliophora, Oligohymenophorea, Peniculida, Parameciidae. The record is from the annotation of a GenBank genome assembly.